Messenger RNA from Beta vulgaris subsp. vulgaris (sugar beet), 879 nucleotides. RefSeq lists its product as uncharacterized. Bases 1 to 879 code for a protein of 292 amino acids. Gene Ontology annotation, biological process: DNA integration. The record is from RefSeq and is a predicted model, not a curated record. Gene Ontology annotation, molecular function: nucleic acid binding. Lineage: Eukaryota; Viridiplantae; Streptophyta; Magnoliopsida; Caryophyllales; Amaranthaceae. The transcript has a single exon.
AUGGGUCCGUUCCCUUCCUCUUAUGGGAACAAGUAUAUUCUGGUUGCUGUGGACUAUGUCUCCAAAUGGGUGGAGGCUCUUGCUUCUCCAACUAAUGAUGCUCGUGUGGUUAGUAGAUUUUUCAAGAAAACUAUUUUUCCUCGCUUUGGCAUUCCACGGGUUUUGAUUAGUGAUGGAGGUAAGCAUUUUCUGGAGAAUAAAUUUCAAGCUAUGCUUAAGAAGUAUGGUGUGCAUCAUAGGGUUGGACUUUCAUACCAUCUACAAACUAGUGGCCAAGUGGAGAUUUCCAACCGUGAGAUAAAAACUAUCCUAGAGAAGACGGUUGCGAGAACGCGAAAAGAUUGGGCUCCUAAACUUGAUGACGCAUUAUGGGCUUACAUGACAUCAUUCAAGACCCCUAUAGGUACCACCCCCUAUCGUCUUGUUUAUUGGAAAUCAUGUCAUCUUCCUGUUGAGUUAGAGCAUCGCGCAUUCUGGGCUAUUAAGAGCCUCAAUUUCGAUUCUCAAACGGUGGGUGAGAAGAGACUCCUUCAACUUACUGAACUUGAUGAGCUUCGUCUUGAUGCUUAUGAAAGAUCUAGAUUGUACAAGGAGAAAACUAAGAGAUGGCAUGACAAGGGCAUUGUGCGAAGAGAGUUCAAGGAAGGAGAUUUGGUUCUUCUUUUUAAUUCUCACCUGAAGCUAUUUCCUGGUAAACUUCGUUCGCGUUGGUCGGGUCCAUUCAAAGUUUGUAAGGUUUUUCCUUAUGGUUCAGUGGAGCUUUGGAACCGUCAAGAUGUCACUUUCAAGGUAAAUGGCCACAGAUCGAAGCAUUAUCGAGCUGGAGAUCCUAUUGCUGAGAGAGUUGACGUCAUACUCUCCAUCCCUUCAUCUGAGUGA